Zymoseptoria tritici IPO323 is the source of this 1879-nucleotide messenger RNA. RefSeq lists its product as uncharacterized. Gene Ontology annotation, cellular component: cytoplasm; ubiquitin ligase complex. Lineage: Eukaryota; Fungi; Ascomycota; Dothideomycetes; Mycosphaerellales; Mycosphaerellaceae. Gene Ontology annotation, biological process: positive regulation of proteasomal ubiquitin-dependent protein catabolic process; protein polyubiquitination; ubiquitin-dependent protein catabolic process. The transcript has 2 exons. Gene Ontology annotation, molecular function: ubiquitin protein ligase activity; zinc ion binding; ubiquitin conjugating enzyme binding. The record is from RefSeq and is a predicted model, not a curated record. The coding region runs from base 287 to 1879 and encodes 530 amino acids.
UCCACCCAAACAACACCAUCACAUCAACGCCACCCUUGCCCGCCAACAUUCCCUCCACACCGGCCUGCUUCGUCACAAGGCGAAGUAGCCCGCCCUGACCGCCAACACGCCUCCGACAUCAAGAAAGAGGAAGUUGGACAGCAACAGUACAGCCGACAAGACCGACACCUCCCUCGCCACUGCGCCAGACCCCUCUCACCGCCAGAGCAAGGCGAGCAAGACAUCACACCACGAAUCGGACGCCGCUCUGCCGGCUACCCCGCAGACUCUCGCUUCCGACAAACCUAUGGACUCAGACGAUGAGUUCGGCAGCGUCGUGUCCAGUGAGGACAUUGACGUCGAUGCCGACAGCAGUGUGGGGUUUGGUGCUGGUGGUGAGUUUGAUCAGGGAGCUUUUGAGACACAGGAGAAGGAUCUGAAGCCGCAGAAGAGGUACUUUGAGGUCGACUUCAAAGUUUACAGUCCGGCGGAUAUCCAAGCACAGCAAGAUCGACAGGUGGAUGAGGUGUCAACACUACUCGAACAACCACACGAAGCUACGGCGAUUCUUCUACGAUAUGGCAGGUGGAAUAAGGAGAAGUUGAUUGAGCAGUACAUGGACAAUCAGGAGGAGAUUCUGGAUAAGGCUGGGCUGGGGCAGGAGGUUGAGAAACACCCUCCGCGGAUUCAAGCAGUGGAGGGUUUCAUGUGCGAGAUAUGUUGCGAGGACGAUCCGGGUAUGGAGACAUUCGCGAUGAGGUGCGAACAUCGCUUCUGCGUGGAUUGCUACCGGCAAUAUCUGUCGCAGAAGAUCCGCGAAGAGGGUGAAGCGGCGCGCAUCAAGUGUCCCGGCGAUGGCUGCAAUAGAAUUGUGGAUGCCAAAUCGCUGGAUCUCUUGGUGACGCCGGAGAUCCGAGAUCGCUAUGCAGUACUGCUCACGCGGACGUACGUCGACGACAAGGAUAACCUGAAGUGGUGUCCUGCGCCGGAGUGCAUGUACGCUAUCGAGUGUGGCGUCAAGCAGCGCGAUCUCAACCGCAUCGUCCCAACCGUGCAAUGCGAUUGCAAGCACAGCUUUUGCUUUGGCUGCACGCUCUCCGACCAUCAACCGUGCCCCUGCGCGCUCGUCAAGCGGUGGCUAAAGAAGUGCGCCGACGACAGCGAGACCGCGAAUUGGAUCUCCGCCAACACGAAAGAAUGCCCAAAGUGCAAUUCUACGAUCGAGAAGAAUGGCGGCUGCAACCACAUGACCUGCCGCAAGUGCCGCAACGAGUUCUGCUGGAUGUGCAUGGGUGUGUGGUCCGAGCACGGUACGAGCUGGUACAACUGCAACCGGUUCGAGGAGAAGAGUGGACUGGACGCUCGCGACGCGCAGGCUAGAAGCCGGCAGUCGCUUGAGCGGUAUCUCCAUUAUUACAACCGCUACGCAAAUCACGAGCAAUCCGCCAAACUCGACCGCGACAUCUUCCACAAGACGGAGAAGAAGAUGACUCUUCUUCAGAACCAGUCUGGCUUGUCGUGGAUUGAAGUGCAGUUCCUUGAGAAUGCCUCGCAUGCGCUGCAGCAGUGUCGCCAGACGCUGAAGUGGACCUACGCUUUCGCUUACUAUCUCGCCCGCAACAACCAGACGGAGAUCUUCGAAGACAAUCAGAAAGAUCUGGAAAUGGCCGUGGAGAAUUUGAGCGAGAUGUUCGAGAAGCCCGUCGAGCAGCUGGCGAGUUUGAAGGUAGAGAUGAUGGACAAGACGAGUUACUGCAAUCGGAGGAGAAUCAUCUUGCUGGACGACACGGCUAAGAACCUCAAGGAAGGUAAGAGGAACCCGAAGAACAACACUAUGCAGGGCGACGCGAUGCUGAUUGAUGGCGCUACAGAGGGCUGGGAGUUCAAUGUCGACCUCUGA